Messenger RNA from Prorocentrum cordatum, 1782 nucleotides. The record is from the annotation of a GenBank genome assembly. NCBI's taxonomy places the organism in Eukaryota, Dinophyceae, Prorocentrales, Prorocentraceae.
CUCUAGCCGUUUUGGCCCAAGCCAUUCUGGAUGCACCCCGCGCGCAUGGACGCAUGGCCGCCACGAUCCCAGAGCUCGCGCGCCACGACCCCGCGGAGUCGCCCGCCAUGAGCCCGGACCUCUUCUGGCAGAAGCUCUCCGAGCUCGCUGCGGAGUACGAGAGCCUGCACGCGAGCUCCGCCGACCGCGCGGGGAGCCGGAGCCCCGGGAGCAGCCCGUGCCGCAGGAAGCGCCCCAGCCUUGCGACAAGCAGCGCCGGCCUCCAGCCCAUGACGCCGGCGACCUCGGCCGACGUCGUGUUCGCGCGCGCCCGUAGCGUCGAGAGCAGCCCCGCGCCGUCGUCCCGCGGCGACGGCGAGGGCAGCAGCACACUGGGCAGCGCACUGGGCAGGAGCCCAAAGGUGCGGCGCGCCGUGAGCCUGAUGCUGGCUCGGGCCGCGCGACCGCGCCGCGCGGGGCUGGGGCUGAUGGUGCGGGCCGGCAGCCGGUCCAGCGGGGCGGGCUCGGGGACGGGAUCUUUCGACGAGAAGAGCAUGCAGGCAUGCCCGUCGGUGAAGGAGGAGGACCGUUUCAACGCUGCCGUGCGGAGGACACAGAUGACGAUGAGAGUUAACACCCCGCCACCAGAAGAUGUGAGGUUUCUCCACCGGUUGGUGAAAAGCCGCGGAUUCAGCAUUGUAAUCGCCUGCCUGAUCAUACUCAGCACAGUGAUGAUCGGUAUCGAGACCCAGAUGCUUUCUAGCCUGUCGAGCGGUGGGUCCAGCUCAGAUCAGUUGAUACAUAUUUUGUCGGCAAUUAACUACGCACUCACUUUGUUGUUCACAGUGGAAAUAGUAGCCCGACUGUACGUGUUCAGGCUUGACUUUUUCGUUCACGAAAGAGUGUGGAAUAUCUUUGACGUUCUCAUCCUGCUGCUGGCGCUUGUCGAGAUUGCCCUGGAGUUCGUGGUGCAAGCGUUAUCUGGCAGCAAGGACGACAUCUUUGACAGCGGUGGCUCGGCGAAGGUCCUGCGCCUCUUCCGCCUGACUCGGCUCCUUCGCCUCGUCCGAACGUUUCGUCAGCUCAAGCCCCUGCGGCUACUGCUGCACUCGCUGUACUGCGCCGGCAAGUCUGUGAUCUGGGCGCUCUUGCUGCUUCUCGUGAUCGUGUACUCGUUCGGCGUCAUUCUGACUCAGGCGGUGACGGAGCACACUGAGGGCGGCACGCGAGUCGAGGACCAGAAUUUGUUGGCUUACUACGGGGAUCUUUAUCGGUCAAUGCUGAGCCUCUGGUGGGCUGUGUCUGGGGGUAUCAGCUGGAACGAGCUCACCGUCCCGCUCGAGGCCACAGGCAACUCGCUGUGGGUAACGCUGUUCUUGGUUUACAUUGCCUUCGUCUAUUUUUUUAUUUUGAACGUUGUCACCGGGGUGUCGAAAACGCUAUCGAGGGUGCUCAACAAGACCUGGAGCUGACCAUUGAAGCUCAGCUCAGGGAGAAGAACAUGUACGCAAACCGCCUGAGGAUGCUGUUCGGCGAGAUGAACGAGUUCUCGCAGGAUGUGAGCGAAGGGCUGACAGCAGCCGAGAUCCACUUCCAGCUGGCCAAACCAAAGGUGCAGUCAUGGUUCAAAUUUGCAGAGGCCGCAUUUCAGUUUGGCACACGUCACAGAUUACAUUAGACUCUGGCCCUUCCUCUUCCCUCACCUCCUCGCGGCCUCGCAGGUCCUUUGCAGAUUCGCAGCUUUUUGUAUGCCUCGCAGUUCAUAUGCACGUCUGCAUGUCUACGGGAGGCCAUGGCCUCACC